This is a messenger RNA of Paramecium octaurelia, 3598 nucleotides long. The record is from the annotation of a GenBank genome assembly. NCBI's taxonomy places the organism in Eukaryota, Ciliophora, Oligohymenophorea, Peniculida, Parameciidae.
AUGAAGCAGUAUAUUAAUUAACUUGCAGAUAAGCUAUAAAUUUCAACCUCUGAUUCUAUUCUCAUUAUUUGGAAGGUGUUUAUCAACUUUUGCUCUUUUGUUAUAUACAUAGAAAUUUCAUUAGAAUUAUUCAAUGUGGAAGAAUUUCAAAAGGAUAACAGGGGAGAUAUAUUUUUUAUUUGGAGAAUAUUCAUCCUAGUACAUAUUAAAUAUAUUUAAGUCCUUAUUAAUCAUUGAUAUGAUAAUAUCAUUAUUCAUAGAAUAUAUCAGCAACAAUGGCAUCAUCAUAUAAAAGCCAUAUAAGAAGGUUAAAUACUAUUUUAGACACUAUUUCGUGUUUGAUUUAAUCGUGAUAGUCUAUCUAUUUGUGUCUACUUUUCAGCCAUUACCAUUUUGGGUGGGUUUUCUGGUGUUUUUUAGAAUUCCAUCCAAUCUUUAUUCUGACAAGAUAACCGAGGAAUAUCUGAUUCAAUUUUAGUUUUUAUUGUUGUGCUAUCGAAUUCUCAAGUUGCUGGUUACUUUACUCUACAUAUUUGAUAUUUUCGCGUGUUCCUUUUACGCGAUGGGUUUGUAUUCCAUUUCAAUAUCAGAACCAACAUGGCUGGAGUACUCAAACAGUGUGAUUGGGAAUAUCGAUAAAAUGCAUCAUUUCACCUAAUACAUAAUCAGCUAUUUUUGGGCAGUUGAAACCCUCGUGUCGAUGGGUUACGGUGAGAUCACUCCCAUGAACUAAUAUGAGAUAAUCAUAGGAGAUUUGGCAUUGGUUGGAUGCAUGUUCGUUUGUUUGUAUGUCAUAUCAACAAUCCUCUCCUUAUAGUCAGACAAUUCGUCUUCUCUGGAUGAGAGCAUGUUAUCAAUCAAGCAAUUUAUGAUAGCGAAGAAGAUAUCAAAAAAACUAUACAAUGAAGUUUCAAUAUUUUUAUCUUAAUUCAGAAUAGAAUAAUCCAAGAGAGAUAUCGCAGUAGAACAAGUAGUGAUUCAGAGAUUGCCAAACCAAUUGAAAUCUAAGUUGUAUUAUGAGGCAAGUCUCAAAAUGAUGAAAAGAAUCUUGUGGAUUUCUAAUAACUUCUCUAAUGAAUUUGUUGAAGAAUUGUCCAGUUUUGUGCGAGAAAUCUAUCUAAACGCCAAUAGUGCAAUUUCUGUUAUAGACGAUGACGAUGACCCUAAAAUAUUUGUAAUUGAAAAAGGCAAGGUGACAGUAGAAUUCAAGGAAAUGGAAAUCAAUUUACUUUAUAAAGGAUGCACUUUUGGCAACUAUUCAUUUUUCAAAUAGGAAAAAGAACAAUUCAUCUCUUAUAAAACCAAAUCUAUAGUGAUUCUGCAAUACAUCAAAUUAACAGACUUUUUAAAGACGAUUUAAAAUCAUAAAUAAGAUCAUGAGAAAUUCCACUAUAUAUUGGAUCAAGUCCUUUUUGAAAAGAGAUAUUAAUCAAUUCAAUAUGGAUGCUACAUUUGUACAUAAACUAAUCAUUUAACUGAAAAUUGUUAAAUUAUUAGUAUCAAAGAUCAAGUCUAAGAGGAAUUUUACAAGAAUCCGAGUGGAAAUAAUCAGCAAAAAAGAAGAAGAUUUACACGUUAAAAUAAGAAACACAGUAAAUGGAUCUUAAAUAAACAUGCUUUUGAGAUUCCACAUGAGCCACCAAUUUCAUUUGAUAUUGACAAAAGAUAUUAUAGUAAGUUAUUAUUUCAGUGGCAUCCUUUCUCAAUACAUCAACAAGAAAGAAUGACUGUAUUUUUAAAGGACAUACUCAAUGAUAGUUUAAAAUAGGAUGAUCUCAUAAUAAUGUCUAAUAAUGUGCCGAAGAGCAAGAAAAAAUCAAGUGUUUUUUCAUCCUCAAAUCAAUAUUUGUUUUAUUGGCAAUUGUUUAUGAUGUUUGUAAAUGCAGCAUUCUUUAUUGCAAUACCUUAGAUAAUAUUUUUUUGGAAUUACUACUAAUAAUUUAGUGAUUAUGGAGCCUUUAAAUUUAUUAGAAUAAUAAUUAUUGUAUAAACUGUUAUAUAUAUCUUAUUAGAUCUUAUUCGUUAGUGAUUUCAUUGUUCAAUUGAAUACUAAUUUUUAUCAUGAAGGUAUCUUAGUUAAAAACAGAUUCAAAAUAGCAGAAAAGUAUCUAAAGAAUGACUUAGUGUUUGAUUUUAUCCCCAUACUUGUUCUGUUUUACAUUAGUCUAUCAGAUAAAUAUGUAAUAGUUUAUUUGAUUUGUUUGGUUAAACUAAUACCUUUCUAUAGAUUUCAAGUAUACUUAUCUGAUAAAUUGAAAAUAAUGCCCUAAUUGAGACAAUUCUAUAUGAUUUGUGGAAUGCUGGUUGAAAUCCUUUACAUAAAUCACUUCUUCGGAUGUAUGUUUUUUGGAGGAAGUGUUUAUAUGUACACAUACCAUCCAAAUUCUAAAACAUGGGUGAAUGACCCCACUAUGAAUUUUGGAGUAAUAAUUACUAAAAGUACAACAUCAAAGUAUUCUAUAUGAUUAUCAUAAGGUACUUGUAUUCCACUUACUGGGCAAUAGAUGCAAUAACAAGGAUCGGUUAUGGUGACAUAUUGCCAUUGAAUGAUCUAGAAUUCAUGAUCACCGAUUUGACUGUGAUAACUGCAGUGGCAAUAGUGGCAGUAAAUAUCUCAUUGAUCGAAAAUAUGAGAAAGAACUCUAAACUGUAGAAUUACUUUGUGGAUAACUUAUGGAUUCAAUAAUAUCUGAAAAAGAAAAAAUGUUCAGAUCAAUUAAAGAUUUAGAUCUCCAAUUACUUGCGUUAUUACCAUCGGAUUGGACAGGAUAGGAACAUAGACAUAGAAUAAGAGUCUCUGCAGUUACUUCCGAGUAACUUGAAAUAAUAAUUGAUGUUCGAAGCUUAUGGGAUGAUCUUUCAUCAACAACAUUUUCUAAGGGAUGAGGAUGUGUUGUUUGAGUUGUCUAAUAAAGUAAAGGAGAUCUAUCUUGGAGAUAUGGAGAACAUCUUUUUGGAUAAUACACCUGAUUAAGGACAAGCAUUGUAUUACGUAGAGAGAGGCUAUGUUGAGUUAUUCAUUAAUACUCAAUACUCCUAAAGAAAAGAUGUAGUUAUUGCUUAAUUGAAAAAAGACACUUUCUUCGGCCAUUACUCCUUUAUUACUGGAUUACCAAGGAAAUGUAAAUAUGUUGAAAUUCAUUAUAUUUUAGCUUCUGCUAGGACGAUGUAAUUCGCCUCUUUGAUUUAUAUUCAAAGGAAGGAUUUUCAUGAGGUUUUGGAAUUGAACAAGAAAUUUCAUCAUUAAUUCUAGGCUCUAAGAGACAGUAUAAUUUAUGAAAAUUAAUUUCAGCUUAUUGGUUUGUAAUGUUUUACAUGUUAUGGAAAUGAUCAUUUAAGUAUUGAUUGUCCCUUAACUUCUAUCAAAAAGUAAGUGAUGCUCAGAUUUUAUCAUACAAUUAGAGAGAAGAGUUAAUCAGAACUCAAUCUAAGGAAGUUAUAUAAGUAGAAUAUCAAACAGGAGAGGAGGUUUAAGAAAAGAAAGAAAGAGUGGAAAUCAAAAACUAUAAGAACACAUGACUUUGAAUUCUUUUUUGAUUAUACAAUUCCUAGAACCACAAUCAAUUAUGUUAUUGAUAAGGACUUACAUUUGAUUUGA